Molecule: messenger RNA, 1460 nt
Organism: Trematosphaeria pertusa
Lineage: Eukaryota; Fungi; Ascomycota; Dothideomycetes; Pleosporales; Trematosphaeriaceae
Product: ornithine carbamoyltransferase
Exons: 3
Coding region: 117-1202 (361 amino acids)
Biological process (GO): L-citrulline biosynthetic process
Cellular component (GO): mitochondrion
Molecular function (GO): ornithine carbamoyltransferase activity; amino acid binding
Source: RefSeq, a predicted model, not a curated record
CACGAUGCGAAAAAAAUCACCACAGGGCGUGACUCCGCUAAUUGACACUUCGGGCCAUAUAAGUUUCAAUUGGCCUCGUAGAGCUUCAGGCCAGUCAGGCCAGCACAGUGAGCAAGAUGCCGCCUUUUCGCCCCGCGACCACGGCUUUUCGAAGCUUGCUUCGAGCUCCAACUCGCUGCUAUUCCACCUCCGCCGCUGCUCCCCCAACCUCACCGUUCGCGCCACGACAUCUGCUCUCCACCGCUGACUUGACGCCCGCCGAGCUUACUACCCUCGUCCGCAAUGCCCACAGGCACAAGGACGAUGUCAAGUCAGGCACCGGCGAGAUACCGCACAGCUUGCGGACCGCAUUGGCAGGCAGGACCGUGGCCAUGACCUUCAGCAAGCGCAGUACUCGCACUAGGGUAUCCACCGAAGGAGCAGUUGCGGCAUUGGGCGGCAUUCCAAUGUUCUUGGGCAAGGACGACAUCCAGUUGGGUGUAAAUGAGUCGCUUUACGACACCGCUAUAGUUCUCUCCAGCAUGACCGCCGCCAUUGUCGCCCGAGUCGGCCCGCACUCCGACGUAGCAGACCUUGCAAAACAUUCUACCGUCCCCGUCAUCAACGCCCUUUCCGACCUAUACCACCCCCUCCAGAUCAUCGCCGACUUCCUCACAAUAGCCGAGGUUUACCCCUCGGGUUCGACAAACUCCCUAGGACUGGAGGGCUUGAAGAUUGCUUGGAUUGGCGACGCGAACAAUGUCUUAUUCGACCUGGCCAUCGGCGCAACAAAGCUCGGCGUGGAUAUAUCGGUCGCGACACCUAAAGGCUAUGAGAUACCUGAGGAGAUGCGGGGUGUCAUUGACCAGGCAGCUACUACGACUCCCAAGGCCGGCAGGCUAUUUGAAACCACGGUGCCGGAGGAGGCCAUCAAGGAUGCAGACAUCUUGGUGACAGAUACGUGGGUGUCAAUGGGACAAGAGGAGGAAACAGCAAAAAGACUGAAGGCAUUCGAAGGCUUCCAGAUCACCUCAGAGCUCGCCAAACGGGGAGGUGCCAAGGAGAACUGGGCCUUCAUGCACUGCCUGCCUCGCCAUCCAGAGGAGGUAAGCGAUGAGGUCUUCUACGGUCCAAGGUCCGUUGUAUUCAGGGAAGCAGAGAAUAGGCUGUGGGCGGCGCUCUCUGCGCUGGAGGCUUUCGUCGUAAAUAAAGGGAGGAUCUAGGGAAGUAGUAUCAUGCAAUUGCUAGGUGACGGUACGGGUUAUUUUCGUAGCGUGAUUCUGGAUCUGUCUGGAUGCUUAGUAAUGAGUAGAAUUGAUGGACGGGAAAAGUAUGCAGGGCGACCCCUUCGAGAGAGAGGCUCUAGGCUUAUUGGACCACCAAAAUCAAGUAGAUUGAGAGGAUAACAAGACCUUGUACUUCGGACCGUUCAGUCCUGUACGUUAGCCAUUUCGGACAUGGCGGAGAACCGGGUCGUAAUC